UACGUUUGCAUCUUUUGUAUGCAAGAUGGAUAAGAUCCUUUAGUUUCUCAGUUCCGGAAGUUAAAUAAAAUAAUCAAAUAUGCCUUCACGGGAAGCAAAACUUCGCUGGGCAAACACCUACAGAGGUAAGAUAUUUCAAGGAGACGUUCACCUUUACCAAAUGAUCACAUCGGUCACAUGGAUUUGAGAGUUGGCAAAGUAAGAGAUUUAAUGUACAAUCCUAGAGCCCACAAAUAUUACAUCACCGCCGUGAACUUUGGUGAUAUCUUCUCUGAUGUUGUCGGUUGUAUGCUUGUGAACCACUACGAGCCAGAAGAGCUGAUCGACAGGCUGGUCAUAUGUUGUUGUAAUAUCAAAACACAGUGGACCAGAGAAUCCGACUUCUACACUAACAUGUUGGUCGCAUCGUCGUCAGAUGUGGACGCCAAACUUGAGUUGCUUAACCCACCAGAUGGGGCGGAACCAGGGGACAUCAUCACUGUGCAAGAUUACCCCCGCGAUCCUGACAGACCCUACAUGGACCCCAAGGCAAAAAUGGUCGAAGAAAUCUCAGAGCUAGUAAAAAUCAACGACCGAGGACUAGUUUUGUACAAGUCAAAACCGUGGUACCUCGAGAAGGAUCCUAGUUUGGGACAUGUUUACGUCACAAAAACAGGAAAUUCCUUUCUUAGAGUAGUGUGACUUCUGGAAAAAGUGCUAAUCGUGGCAAAGCUUUCUACAGCUAGUCUUCUAGCUCUGAAAUACGUAGGGAAGCUUUCAACACAAGUCUGAAACACGUUUGAACUGAAAAUAGUAUGGAGCUUGUAUUGUGUUUGGAUAUUGUUCACCUGUAUGUAAUUUGUUAAGAGGGUUCUACCCAGUCAAUUCAAGAUGGCGGCUAAACAUGCCUCUACGGUAUAAGCUCUCAACUCUAGAACUAAUUGGUUUCUAAUGAUUGUGUUUUUUUGUGCUCUUAACAUAUCAGAUCUUGCAAUGCAUGGGGAUGAAUUAAUGUUUAAGCUAAAAUAACAUGUGAAAAAGACUAAUUUACAGAUUUUCAAAACGAUUUUGUAAAUACUUAAAGACACAAUUAGGAAGUUUCAGUUCUUGCAGGGCAUAGUUUGGAUCUUUGUGAAUAUGUUACAGUUUAUUUCAACUCGAUAAACGCUUUAAUAAUGCCACGAGGUUCUUUUUUGUAGGAUCGUGUUUACAUGGUAGCCAGCCGGCGAGUGGAACCCAAGAUGAGAUGACAAUUUGACGUACUGUAACCAAAAUUUACUGUCAGCGUUAUAGUCAGCAUAUCUUUUCUUGUAAAGUUUACAACUUUAAUGUUGUCUGUUAUUGUUAAUAUAUAUAGCAAGGAUGUUAAUGUUAUGCAUAGCAAGGAGGUGACAAGAGGAAUUAAUUGUUCAAAGGGGGGGGGGUUGAAAGACGUUAACAAGUUUUUUCUAGGCUAUACUAACACUGAACUAGAAACCUAUUUACGUUUAAGUUCGAGCUUUUAAGUAGAAAAAGUAUCACUUAAUUGAGAUUGUUAUAAAUGCAUAAAGUGUAAAACUAGCAUUAAAAUUUAUGUUUUUAUCUUUAUAAAUUACCAAACGUUUCCGACAAAGACACCAGUAAAGCCAUUCCGAGAACAAAGAAACCUUUGGGAAGCCACUGACCAUAAGGAUAUUAUUUAAAAAAGCUCUCUAGAAAAAAAUGACAAGAAAUUUUGGUACAAAAUAUAUCAUAAAACUACCUGAAAUAGCCCAAUGCGUUAAGUGUUGACAAAAUAUCAGCAUUAAGUUUCCCAAAAAUGUCUUAAUCAGCUAUUUGGUUUAUACUUGAAAUAUAUUAGGAUAUUAGCCUAUCCAUGUGUGUUUUGUUUUUUUACCACAAUCAUUAGAAAAAGUGAAGAUAUAUUUUCAAGCCGAUUAGUUUGGACCUGGAACAAUAUAUAGCAUUUUUAAUGCUUCCAAAAAUGAUUUUCAUAAUGUUUGAAUACCUACUUUUAAGUGACGUUAGAAAUGUACUAACACUUUCAACAAAAAUAAUAAUUUCUACUACUGUAUAGAAAAAAUAUUCUAUUUUGUCCUCAAAGGUUAAUAAAUAAAUUUUACCUAACCCGCCAUGUUAAACUCCCCUAUCCCAAGCGUGAUGUAUACAACUUCCUCAAUUCACGAGUGAUGUAAAGUUGAAAAAAACUCACUCGGUGGGGUAAUGAAACCCAUUUAAAUAACAUUGAGUGGAUAACCUAAAAAAUAUACCUCUAUAGAGCCAACGACGUUCAACGCUAGAAAUCAGCUGUGUGCUUUAAUUUUAUUGUUAUGCUUUGAAGAAUUUUCCUAACCUAGCUUUUGUUUGUAAAUGAACGUUACUGUUAGAAGAUGAGUGAAAUGGAUAAUGAAGCAUAUUGCUCGUAACCUCCUGUAUAUUAUUGUCGGGUCAGGUAAAAUCUUGUACGUUUAACGUUACGCAAGAGCGUGU
Molecule: messenger RNA, 2448 nt
Organism: Macrosteles quadrilineatus (aster leafhopper)
Lineage: Eukaryota; Metazoa; Arthropoda; Insecta; Hemiptera; Cicadellidae
Product: aminoacyl tRNA synthase complex-interacting multifunctional protein 1-like
Exons: 3
Coding region: 178-681 (167 amino acids)
Molecular function (GO): tRNA binding
Source: RefSeq, a predicted model, not a curated record